This is a messenger RNA of Funneliformis caledonium, 225 nucleotides long. NCBI's taxonomy places the organism in Eukaryota, Fungi, Glomeromycota, Glomeromycetes, Glomerales, Glomeraceae. The record is from the annotation of a GenBank genome assembly.
UUCUUUCGGGUGUCGCAUGAACCUGGACGUAUUCAAGAUAAUCAGAUGAAGCAUUCAAGUUCGAGUAUGAAUACGUCUACAGGUGAGAAAUAUUUUUGGUGUUUAUUACUGCUUCCUCGACUAAUUCCUCAAAUAUUUACUUAUCUCUCAAAAUUUACGAUUGAGGAUGGUCACGGAACCGAGACAUUUACUCCCUCGAUAAUGUGCAAGAAUGUGAAGAUUUAG